AUGUCUGACUGGGACACCACCACCAAGAUCGGCAGCAAGUUCCGCGGAGCUGGCGCCGCCCCCCGCGAGACCGUCGUCAAGGGCAAGAGCGCUCUGAACGCUGCCCAGCGUGCCGGUGGCGUCAUCACCGAGAAGAAGUACACCACUGGUAACAUCAGUGCCAAGGCAGGCGCCCCCGAAGGCCAACACUUGACCAAGGUCGACCGCAGCGACGACAUCGUUAAGCCCAAGACCGUCGGCCACGUCGUCGGCGACGCUAUCAAGAGGCGCCGCAACGAGGAGGGCUACAAGAUGACCCAGAAGGAACUCGCCACCAAGUGCAACACCACCAUGACCAUUGUGCAGGACUUCGAGCGUGGAACCGCCACCCCCGACCAGAAGGUUCUUGGGGCUAUGGAGCGUGUGUUGAACAUUAAGCUGCGUGGUUCAGACAUUGGCGCAGAGAAAUUCCCCAAGAAGAAAUAG
Penicillium bovifimosum is the source of this 465-nucleotide messenger RNA. It is a transcript of the gene mbf1, whose product is annotated as multiprotein-bridging factor 1. The transcript has 2 exons. Gene Ontology annotation, cellular component: nucleus. Lineage: Eukaryota; Fungi; Ascomycota; Eurotiomycetes; Eurotiales; Aspergillaceae. Gene Ontology annotation, molecular function: DNA binding. Bases 1 to 465 code for a protein of 154 amino acids. The record is from RefSeq and is a predicted model, not a curated record.